AUGAUUUCAACAACAGCGUCUGUUUCUUCGACGUCCAUAUUCAAUACAACCCCUUCUUCAUCUGUAGUUGACAUUAAUGCAACAACCUCGAACUACCUCUACACACCGUCUGCGUCCUACGACAUCAUCAACAACACCAACAUCACAAAUUUCACUGAUGGAAUAUACCCGGUAUUUCCAAGUUACAUUAGGACCACGUCAAUGGUGUUUUGUAUAAUCAUCAUGUGUCUCGGCGUCAUAGGUAACGUUAUGGUACCUAUAGUGAUUUUUAAGACUAAGGAUAUGCGGAAUAGUACGAAUAUAUUCUUGGUGAAUUUAAGUGUGGCCGAUCUGAUGGUUUUAUUGGUUUGUACACCUACUGUGCUUGUGGAAGUGAAUUCUAGACCUGAGACGUGGGUGCUUGGAAGGGAGAUGUGCAAAGCCGUUCCUUUCGUAGAACUGACCGUGGCCCACGCUUCGGUACUUACCAUCCUCGCCAUAAGUUUCGAACGUUACUACGCCAUCUGCAAACCCCUCAAAGCUGGAUACAUUUGCACCAAAGCUCGCGCGUCUCUUAUAUGCUUGCUAGCUUGGUUUGUGGCAGCAGUUUUCACAAGCCCGAUGAUAGGAAUAGCAGAAUUCAAACACAUAGAAUAUUUCGACGGUUCCAAGGUACCAGCCUGCCACACUCUAGCCAACACUUUCUGGUCCGCCUUGUAUUUCCUCAGCAGUAUUUUCCUAUUUUUUAUAGUUCCUUUAGUACUACUCCUAAUAUUGUAUUUCGUAAUAGCCAAAAAUUUAAUUUCAAACGCUGCGACGUUAGUGUUAAAUAAACAUAUAGACAAUUAUUCAAUAAGAGCUAGAAGACAAGUAAUUUUAAUGUUAGGAACCGUAGUUUUAAGUUUUUUCCUGUGCUUAAUACCAUUUAGAAUAUUCAUCUUCUGGAUAAUCGUAGUACCAGAAGAAAAUGUAUUUAAAUUAGGUGUGGAAAAGUACUACAAUAUUUUGUACUUUUGCAGAAUUAUGGUGUACUUAAAUUCGGCUGUCAAUCCAAUUUUAUACAAUCUAAUGAGUUCGAAAUUUCGUCACGGUUUUGUAAUUUGCUCUGAUACAAACAGGCACUUUUUUAGAAGAUCAAGAAACGGCACUACUAGUACAACAGCUACUAGAAGUAGCAGCACUUUCAGAAGCAGUCACGAUAGUUACAAUUACAGGGUGUGUUACAGACCGAGACAUUUAAUAAAAGGUUUUAGCGAGUCACCUGAUUCAACCAAAAGUACAGAUUCUCAUUCUGUAAUAUUAAAAGAUAUGACAGGAAAUAGCAAAUCGUUAAAAAAUACUAGUAUCGAUGAAGAAUACGACGAUUUUGAUCUGGAUACCCAUGAGAAUCCAGAUUACAAUGUUUUUACCGAAAAAGUGAUUAUGUACAAUCAAGAAAGACGGAGAGAAUUUCAAAAUUUUUUUCAGGAAAAUUGUUGCAAUGAGGAACAAAUAGAUCUCAAGGAAAAAUUUGUCAAAAGAAAUCGUAGACACGAGCAAGAAAGUUUCGUUUGA
Psylliodes chrysocephalus is the source of this 1533-nucleotide messenger RNA. Lineage: Eukaryota; Metazoa; Arthropoda; Insecta; Coleoptera; Chrysomelidae. The record is from the annotation of a GenBank genome assembly.